CUUCUGCUGUUGCUGCCCUAUUGUUUCUGCUGCUGCCCUACUUGAUUGCUGCUGAUACAACACGCCUGCUCCAACACGCACGUGUUCUCAAGCCCCGAAUCAUCAAGAUGUCAAACUCGAACAUACUCGAUUUUGUUCCAUUGGAUUAUGCAGGCAAAAGAUACCUAAUGUGGGCUCAGGAUGUUGAGCUCCACCUUAUUUCCCGUGACUUAUUGCAUACAAUCCAAGAGCUUUGUCAUAAAGGAACUGCUCCAGACCCUCAAACUGAGAUCGACAAUUCUAGGGCACUUGCCCUAAUGAUGCGUCACAUGGAUAGGGACCUCAGGUUUGAGUUCAUGAAUGAGGAUAGCGCUAUAAAGCUAUGGCAAGCGCUUCGUGAACGUUAUGGUAACGUUCGUGACUCCAUCCCUCUAAAUUUAGAAGCAGAAUGGAAUGAUCUUCGCUUCUCUGACUUUGAUACAGUCAUACAAUUUUAUUCGGAAGCUCUCCACAUCACAGGAAUGAUGCGCUUCUGUGCCAAGACGAUCAUAGAAGAACAAUUGAUUGAGAAAACCCUCAAUACCUUCCCUGUCUAUGCUAUGAGGUCCUGUGAUUUAUUUCGUACUCAUAUAAAUGCAAGACGGAUCACAAGCUUUCAACAGCUUAUUGAAGCUAUGGAAAGCUAUGGAAAUUGCUGAAAGGCAAGGCAACGAGCUUGUGAGAAGAGAAAUUGAUAGGCUUCGAGAUAGCUAUCCAGAGCAUCGUCCCAUGGCUAGACAAAGUCGCCAUAGACGUCAUGAUCCAUAUGAUCAAAAUGCUCAUGAAGGUAGUCGCCAAAGGCGACAAUCACACCACCGUAAGAGCUGUGACUUUGAGGGACGAAGGGUUAAAACUAUAGAGCCAACGUUGGCCAUGGUCAUAAUUUUCCAACGCCUCCGGUCCUAGGGACCAUGCACAUUGCGCCAAUGCGCCUCAAUCAAGGGAGAAUCCUCUUCAUGGUGUCUACUUCUGAUAUGGAACAUCUGAUCAAUGGACCUGAGUUUGCAAUGUACCUAAGAAGGUAGCCGCCUCAUGGCGAUCAUGACAUCGAGUUCAAGAAGACUUUAAAUCUGGUGAUGAAGAAAAAAAUGCCGCAGAUUUUUUAGAAUAGUCUUUUAUUUCCAAGAAUUAUGUAAUGGCAGUAAUGAAAUUUUGUAUUAACUCUUUCUCUCUAGGCUCACCUAAUUAAGUAUGAUGUCUAGGAAAGUAAUUGAGAUUAGUGGUACUUAAGAGAGCCUCGCUCCAUUGAGAUCUCUUCCUACUUUCCUGGUCAUAUUUGAUUGGAGUAACCGAACGGAUUGAGUGACUACAAUCUGUCUAAGUUUGAUUUCAUUUUGGAUUAGACUUUGGUUAAAGAAACUUUGAUGUAAUCAUUGGCUAUUAAUAAAGUGUCAAUUCUUUUACUUAAUGUCUUGGACAUACCUUAAUUCGAACUUUGUUAUUUGAAAGAUAUAAGAGCCAAUGGUUUUCAUGUGGAAACACAUUGUGAGAAUAGACAAGAGUUCUU
Molecule: messenger RNA, 1525 nt
Organism: Rosa rugosa (rugosa rose)
Lineage: Eukaryota; Viridiplantae; Streptophyta; Magnoliopsida; Rosales; Rosaceae
Exons: 2
Coding region: 108-677 (189 amino acids)
Source: RefSeq, a predicted model, not a curated record